Molecule: messenger RNA, 3616 nt
Organism: Aspergillus ruber CBS 135680
Lineage: Eukaryota; Fungi; Ascomycota; Eurotiomycetes; Eurotiales; Aspergillaceae
Product: endopeptidase La
Exons: 3
Coding region: 165-3542 (1125 amino acids)
Biological process (GO): mitochondrion organization; protein catabolic process; chaperone-mediated protein complex assembly
Cellular component (GO): mitochondrial matrix
Molecular function (GO): ATP binding; single-stranded DNA binding; serine-type endopeptidase activity
Source: RefSeq, a predicted model, not a curated record
CGACAAGUUGCCGCAUUGUUGCUUUGCAUUAAUUGCUCUCUUGCUUUUGCUACUGGCUUUACCACUGUUAUUGAUAGGAGGGUUUAUCUUGUUUUCUUAUUUUAAAACCCCUACCCAAUACCCUCUGUUCUCGUUCCCCAUCGCCUUCCCCUCAUACAUAUAGCAUGCUCCGCGGCCAGACACUCCCCUGGAGAGCCGCGCUCCAACAAACAUCGCGUCCCCUCGCUGCUAGACCUCUGCUUGCAUCUUCGAGAUGUCAUGCCAGUCUCCGUUCAGUUCUAAUCGCUUCGCGAGUCUCUCGCUCUCUUCCAUCCUCUCCUCGCACCUUCUCGUCGAGCUCCAUCCGACGGCGGGAAAAGCCUCCGCCGGGUGAUGACAAAACUGACCCAGAAUCCAAAGAGCAAAAAGAUAACAACGAAGAGAAAGACGUGGAACAAGGUUCUGAAUCUCGACGCAAAACGACAGAUCGCUCGUCAGGGAAGCGUGGCUCGUCACCAGAACCGGGAGCUCCGACAUCGGGAUCCGCACGGCGGAAAGAUAAGUCCACCGCAAACAAGGAGAGCCAGGCUGUCGACGAAAAUGUGAAGAAGGAUAAUAAUGCCGUGGAAGGAAAGGGAGAUUCGACGGAUACCCCAUCGCCAAUCCCCGUCAAUGGCAACGGCUCAUCGGACUCGAGACCUAGCGGCGCGAGCAAUGGCGGCAACGAAGAUGGUGGCAAUGGCAAGAAGGGAAAGAAGGGAUCUAAUGAUAAAGCCUUGCAGAAGCCAUCAGUCCCUGAAGUCUACCCCCAGGUGAUGGCGAUCCCUAUCGCCAAGCGCCCACUGUUCCCGGGCUUCUACAAGGCCAUCACCAUCAAGGACCCGAACGUGGCAGUCGCCAUUCAGGAUAUGAUGAAACGAGGACAGCCUUACGUUGGCGCUUUUCUGUUCAAGGACGAAAAUGCCGACGGUGACGUGAUUGAGAAACUCGAAGACGUUUAUGAUACUGGUGUGUUUGCUCAGAUCACUGCUGCGUACCCACUUCGGGGUGAAGCCAACGGCGUGACCGCUGUGCUUUAUCCCCACCGGCGCAUUAAGAUUUCGUCGCUGCUGCCGCCCUCUGAUCAGACGAAAGCUUCUACUUUGGAGGACAAGGCCACAGAGAAGCGAGGCGAUGUGGUCGCUAGCUUUGAAGAAAGUACCCCCGAAUCGACACCUAAGGAUCACUACGAGCCAACGUCCUUCCUACGGAAAUACCCAGUCAGCCUGGUCAACGUGGAGAACAUGGCGGAGGAGCCCUUUGAUAAGAAGAGUGCCAUCAUCCGUGCCGUUACGAGCGAAAUUGUCAACGUUUGCAAGGAGAUUGCUAGCCUCAAUCCCCUGUUCCGAGACCAAAUCUCUGCCUUCUACACCGACCAAUUCCCCGGAAACCUCAGCGAUGAGCCAGCUAAACUGGCCGACUUUGCCGCAGCGGUCUCCGCGGGAGAGUUACACGAGAUGCAAGAGGUUCUCGAAAUUAUGAACAUUGAGGAGCGACUGCCGAAGGCGCUCGUGGUGCUGAAGAAGGAAUUGAUGAAUGCUCAGCUUCAAUCCAAGAUCUCGAAGGAUGUGGAGGCCAAGAUCCAAAAACGACAGCGCGAAUACUGGUUGAUGGAGCAGAUGAAGGGUAUCAAGAGAGAGCUGGGCAUCGAAUCCGAUGGCAAAGACAAGCUGGUCGAGAAAUUCAAGGAGAAGGCAGAAAAGCUUGCAAUGCCUGAGGCAGUCAAGAAAGUGUUCGACGAGGAGAUCAACAAACUGGCGCACCUGGAGCCCGCCGCGUCUGAGUUCAACGUUACCCGCAAUUACUUGGACUGGCUAACCCAGAUCCCAUGGGGUCAGAAGAGUGUAGAGAACUUCGGGAUCAAGAAUGCGACUACAGUUCUGGAUGAAGACCACUACGGCUUGAAGGAUGUCAAAGACCGGAUUCUCGAGUUCAUUGCUGUUGGCAAACUUCGUGGCACUGUCGAAGGCAAGAUCCUUUGCCUUGUCGGACCUCCAGGUGUCGGAAAGACUAGUAUUGGAAAGUCGAUCGCUCGCGCGCUCAACCGACAAUACUACCGAUUCUCCGUUGGAGGUUUGACGGAUGUUGCUGAGAUCAAGGGACACCGGAGGACUUACGUUGGUGCGCUUCCCGGUCGCAUCAUUCAAGCACUCAAGAAGUGCCAGACCGAGAACCCACUCGUCCUGAUUGAUGAAGUGGACAAGAUCGGUCGCGGUCACCAAGGUGACCCAUCGUCCGCACUUCUGGAGCUCCUUGACCCCGAGCAGAACAACUCUUUCCUGGACCAUUACAUGGAUGUCCCGGUGGACCUGUCCAAGGUUCUCUUUGUCUGCACAGCCAACAUCACUGACACAAUUCCUCGGCCGCUGCUCGAUCGGAUGGAAAUCAUCGAGCUCUCAGGAUACGUUGCGGAUGAGAAGAUGGCCAUUGCAGACCGGUACCUGGCUCCCGCCGCGAAAGAACUGACUGGUCUGAAAGAUGUCGAUGUCACCUUGAAGCAGGAUGCGAUUGAAGAACUCAUCAAGUCGUACUGCCGUGAGAGUGGUGUGCGAAACUUGAAGAAGCAGAUCGAGAAGGUGUAUCGCAAGGCUGCAUUCAAGAUUGUCCAGGACCUUGGUGAGGAUGUACUUGGGGAAGAGAAGGCUAUCACCGAUGAAGGCAAGGCUGCACAAGAGGAAACGAAGAAGGAACAUCAGGAUCACCCGACAACGAAUGACCCUGCAGAGCCGCCCCUCGAACCAGAGAAAGCGACGACAGAGCACCCACGCCUCGCAUUGAAGGUUCCUGACAGUGUGCACCUCAAUAUUGGUAAGGAUAGCCUUAAGGAUUAUGUUGGGCCCCCAGUUUACACGACGGAUCGUCUGUAUGACACCUUCCCACCUGGCGUGACAAUGGGUCUUGCAUGGACCAGCAUGGGCGGCGCCGCGCUGUAUGUGGAAUCUAUCUUGGAGAACGCUUUGACUCCCAAGUCACGACCGGGUGUCGAUAUCACGGGUAACCUCCAAAGUGUCAUGAAGGAGUCGAGUCAGAUCGCAUACUCGUUUGCCAAGUCGGUCAUGGCCACGAGAUUCCCGGAGAACAAGUUCUUUGAAAAAGCCAAGCUGCAUAUGCAUUGUCCUGAGGGAGCUGUGCCGAAGGAUGGUCCUUCGGCUGGUAUUACGAUGGCCAGCGCACUUUUAUCGCUAGCAUUGAACCACUCCCUUGCGCCGACCAUUGCUAUGACCGGAGAAUUGACGGUCACGGGUAAGGUGCUGCGUAUCGGAGGUCUGCGCGAGAAGACCGUGGCGGCCCGCCGUGCUGGCGCCACGAACAUCAUUUUCCCUGCAGACAACAUGUCUGACUGGCUGGAGCUUCCUGAGAACAUCAAGGACGGCAUUGAAGGUCACCCUGUGAGCUGGUAUUCGGACGUGUUUGACAUUCUCUUUGCCAAGUUGGACAAGGAAGCGGCCCGCCAUGUGUGGCAGAAGCAGCUUACCGAUACGUCGUCCAAGAAGUCCAAGGCUGACGAAGAUGAAUUGGAUUAAUUGAACUGGUCACGUUGGAAGGGUCCAGGGUCCAGUCUUUGACUCGUGGGUCCUAUUUUUCUCCGUUUGCGCCC